Messenger RNA from Balaenoptera ricei (Rice's whale), 1404 nucleotides. It is a transcript of the gene OVOL2, whose product is annotated as ovo like zinc finger 2. The transcript is spliced from 5 exons. Gene Ontology annotation, cellular component: nucleus. Gene Ontology annotation, molecular function: RNA polymerase II cis-regulatory region sequence-specific DNA binding; DNA-binding transcription factor activity, RNA polymerase II-specific. The coding region runs from base 102 to 971 and encodes 289 amino acids. The record is from RefSeq and is a predicted model, not a curated record. Gene Ontology annotation, biological process: regulation of transcription by RNA polymerase II; epidermal cell differentiation. NCBI's taxonomy places the organism in Eukaryota, Metazoa, Chordata, Mammalia, Artiodactyla, Balaenopteridae.
AGGUGGGCUCUGGCCGCGGGGAACCGGGGACCGAGCCGCCGCCGCCCCUAGAGGGGAGCAGCCGGGACGAGGGGGCCGCAGUCCGGGGAGGGGGCCCCACGAUGCCCAAAGUCUUCCUGGUGAAGAGGAGGAGCCCGGGGGUCACGGUCCGCAGCUGGGAUGAGCUCCCGGACGAGGAGAGGGCAGACACCUACAUCCCAGUGGGCCUGGGCCGUCUGCUCCACGACCCCCCCGAGGACUGCCGCAGCGACGGCGGCAGCAGCAGUGGCGGCGGCAGCAACAGCGCGGGGGAGCCCGGAGGCGCGGAGAGCAGCUCGUCCCCGCGCGCCCCCGAGCCCGGCGAUGGCGAGGUCCCCGGUGGACACCUGGCGGCGAAGCAGCGCCCGGUCGCCAGGUCGAAAAUCAAGCACUGGCUUCCGCCUUGGGUCCGAGGUGGCUGUUGGAGCUCUCCCGAGCAGGAAGGAUUCACCACAGGCACCUGCGGCGGCGACGCGGCGAUUCACACCUGCGACCUGUGCGGCAAGGCCUUCCGCCUGCAGCGCAUGCUCAACCGGCACCUCAAGUGCCACAGCCAGGUGAAGAGGCACCUGUGCAGCUUCUGCGGCAAGGGCUUCAACGACACCUUCGACCUCAAGAGGCACGUGCGCACGCACACAGGCAUUCGCCCCUACAAAUGUGACGUCUGCCACAAAGCCUUCACCCAGCGCUGCUCCUUGGAGUCCCAUCUGAAGAAGAUUCAUGGGGUGCAGCAGCAGUACGCCUACAAGCAGCGCCGGGACAAGCUGUACGUCUGUGAAGACUGUGGCUACACGGGCCCCACCCAGGAGGACCUGUACCUGCAUGUGAAUGGUGCCCACCCGGGCAGCGCGUUCCUCAAAAAGACAUCCAAGAAACUGGCAGCCCUCUUGCAAAACAAGCUGACAUCCACGCUCCAGGGCAAUGCCAACCUGAGCGAGGAGGAGGAGAAGUAGGAGAGGGCGUGGAUGCCAACGCUGCCACGUGUCCACAGAUUCCCGGUCCUGAGGGCCCCCUGACCCACGGGCUCUUUCUAAGUCCAAGUGUUCCGUCCAUCUCUCUGUCCUCUGGGGGCCUCAAUGGGGGGCUCCGUUCCAAGGCUGUCAGUGAUAACAGUGGCUUCAGGCCCCCUGUAACCUGUAUCCUCAGGAACACUGUCACAUGAAUGAAAGCUUGUGGAUGGCUAUGAUCACCGUCUGGGGUUUGGGGUUUUUGUUUUUUUUUUUAGGAUUUUCACACAUGGAGGCAGGGGUGUUCUUAAGAGAGACACCCCUUGGAGAGGUUGAUAUGGUGCCUUGAAAUAAAAGUACUUCCACUUGAAAUGCUACUCCAGCAGGGAAAAUGAAUCCUAUUAUUCUGAAAGAGUUAGCAGGAAUUAUUUUAAUAAAG